Messenger RNA from Culex quinquefasciatus (southern house mosquito), 1683 nucleotides. Its product is annotated as pickpocket protein 28. The transcript has 3 exons. Lineage: Eukaryota; Metazoa; Arthropoda; Insecta; Diptera; Culicidae. The record is from RefSeq and is a predicted model, not a curated record. Gene Ontology annotation, cellular component: membrane. Gene Ontology annotation, biological process: sodium ion transmembrane transport. Gene Ontology annotation, molecular function: ligand-gated sodium channel activity. The coding region runs from base 25 to 1683 and encodes 552 amino acids.
CUGCUAACUUUGGAGUUUGGAGCGAUGACUUCGAUUCACGGCGUUGGCUACAUCACCUCCAGCCAGCGGACACUGUUCGAGAAGCUUCUUUGGGUGUUGGUGUUUGGGCUAUCGCUCACCGGAUGUAGUUGGCUUAUCCGGGAUGCGUAUCGCCGGUGGGACCAGAAUCCGGUGAUUAUAAGUUUUGACGAGAAGACCAAGCCCAUUUGGAGCUUCCCGUACCCGGCAGUGACGAUCUGUCCGGAGACCAAGUUCCAGAUGGCGAUCAUGAACUACACGGAGGAGUUUUUAAAGUUUGAACGUGAUCCUGACGGGUAUGUGCCGGACGAAAAACGCCGCGAAUCCUUCUUCUCCGCUCUGCACAUCUGCAACCAGCAUCAGCUCAGCAAGACGGUAUCUCAGUUACGACGGUACAAUCACACCGUGGAACGGAACUGUCUUGAAACCUUACGGUGGAUGUCCCUGUCGAUAAGUUCAAUGUUCGAAACGUUUACCAUUCAAAACAGUCAGGUCUACUACUGGGAGUAUUUCAAAGAAAUCCUCACCGAAGACGGCAUCUGUUACACGUUCAACUUUGCCUGGGAUCUGUUCCGACCCGGAGUACAUCCGGAAGUGCAAGUCAGUGAUCGGAUGAUGUGGAGUCCGGAGAAGGGAUAUCUAGAAGAUACCUUUUCAAUAGUGGAACCGUUACGUGCUCCAGGAACCGGAAUGAGCAAUGGAUUGACGGUAGACCUAGUGUUGAACGUCAGAAACUUCGACUACUUGUGCAAAGGUCCGAUACAGGGCUUCAAGGUUCAGAUCCACACUCCAACCGAGUACCCGCUGAUGUCCAAGAGGUUCAUCCGAGUCCCGCUGGACCAAGAAGUGACAGCUCUGGUCAAACCACAGUUUGUCGGAACAAACUGGAAGCUAAAAGACUACGAACCUUCUCGAAGAAACUGCUACUUUGAGCACGAACGACCCCUUCGAUACUUCCGGAUCUACUCGCAAGACAACUGCGAGCUGGAGUGCCUCUCCAACUAUACCCUGGCCAGGUGUGGAUGUGUCCGGUUCAGCAUGCCACGGAUCGUAUCGGAGACCAAAAUCUGUAAUGCCAGCAGCCUCCCUUGUGUGGUCGAUGCCGAGAGGACACUUUCAACGGCACUGAACAGCACCGUUAAAAGGACAGCGUUUACUUUUCAGACCAGGUGCAGCUGUCUGCCGGGAUGCACUGUGUUGAGGUACGACGUCAUGCUGACGCAGGGUCCGCUGCUGUGGAGACCACAUCGGCGAGCUGCUGGGAGAAAUGGUUCUUACAGAGACGUUCACAAGGUGCGCUUCUCACUAUACUUCAAGGACUCUCAGUACAUCUCGAUCACGCGGAACGAAAUGUACGGUUUGACGGAUUUUGUGGCCAACUGUGGGGGACUCCUGGGGCUGUUCAUGGGCGUAAGUUUGCUCAGUCUGGUAGAAUUGCUUUACUUUUGCACGCUGCGUCCGUACGUGCUGUGUCACUAUCGGGACGAGAUGGGACAGAUCGAGACGUCUCGGAGAAACCGGAAGCGGAUGGCCCUGAAUCGGCGCAAGGUGAUCAUGGUGGAAACGCUGGAUGCGGCCAUCAGAAGGAGACGCAUGGUGGAGAUGGGACGUUUGAUUGGGUUUCGACGGCGGUUGAGGAAGAUCAAGGUGCAUGAUUUUGAGUAG